Glycine soja is the source of this 1967-nucleotide messenger RNA. Its product is annotated as arginine biosynthesis bifunctional protein ArgJ, chloroplastic-like. The record is from RefSeq and is a predicted model, not a curated record. The transcript is spliced from 17 exons. NCBI's taxonomy places the organism in Eukaryota, Viridiplantae, Streptophyta, Magnoliopsida, Fabales, Fabaceae. The coding region runs from base 278 to 1672 and encodes 464 amino acids. Gene Ontology annotation, molecular function: L-glutamate N-acetyltransferase activity, acting on acetyl-L-ornithine as donor; L-glutamate N-acetyltransferase activity, acting on acetyl-CoA as donor. Gene Ontology annotation, biological process: L-ornithine biosynthetic process; L-arginine biosynthetic process.
AUACACAACAACCCUUGAAAGAGUGUUUUCUGACUCAUCUGAGUGUUAACUAUUUGUCCGCCUUGUUCUCGGUGUUUAACUGUGUCCCUGGGUGGAAGAAUCUGCGCAGCUGCCAAAACGUUACUACAUUUGAGAGAAGUAACGCCGAAACUCCAGCAACAUAGUAGAGUAUUUAUUAGCUACACACGGAGUUCACUAACCUUCCCCGCUUCUGAUCAAAAUCAAACUGCGAAAACCCUAAAACCCUAGUACAUUACAUUUGAGAAAGAAAAAAAAAAUGUAUUCGUGUAUUCCUCAGCAUCUUUUUCUGCACCUUCACUUGGCAUCUUCCCCAAACCCAAAGGCGUUUAAUUCUCCCCUACGCAAUUUGAGGAUCCGUGCCGUUUCAACCAAAGAGAAUCACAUACCAGCUGCUCCAAUUUUUCUCCCCGAAGGACCUUGGAACCAGAUUCCAGGUGGAGUUACUGCUGCCGAGGGAUUCAAAGCUGCGGGAAUGUACGGAGGUUUACGUGCCAAAGGAGAAAAGCCUGAUCUCGCGCUUGUCACCUGCGAUGUUGAUGCAGUAUCUGCAGGAUCGUUUACAACAAAUGUGGUUGCGGCUGCACCGGUGUUAUACUGCAAAAGGACGUUGGAUAUUUCCAACACUGCACGUGCUGUGUUAACUAAUGCAGGUCAAGCAAAUGCAGCGACGGGCAAAGAAGGUUACCAGGACAUGAUAGAAUGUGUGGAAAGCCUUGCUAAGCUAUUGAAAGUGAAGCCAGAAGAAGUAUUAAUUGAAUCCACUGGUGUAAUUGGUCAAAGAAUAAAAAAGGGGGCACUUUUGAACUCACUUCCCACUCUAGUAAAUUCACUGUCAUCUUCAGUUGAGGGGGCAGAUUCUGCAGCUGUGGCAAUCACCACUACAGAUCUUGUUAGCAAGAGUGUGGCAAUUGAGUCUCUGAUUGGAGGAACUAAGGUCAGAGUUGGGGGAAUGGCAAAAGGUUCUGGAAUGAUCCACCCAAAUAUGGCUACCAUGCUUGGGGUAAUAACAACUGAUGCCCGGUUAACCAGUGAUGUUUGGAGAAAGAUGGUGCAGGUUGCUGUAAACCGAAGUUUCAACCAGAUAACUGUAGAUGGAGAUACUAGUACUAAUGAUACUGUUAUUGCCUUGGCUAGUGGGUUGUCUGGGCUUGGUUGCAUAUCUUCUCUAGACAGUGAUGAGGCUAUUCAACUUCAGGCAUGCCUAGAUGCGGUAAUGCAAGGUCUUGCCAAAUCAAUAGCUUGGGAUGGGGAAGGAGCAACAUGCCUCGUUGAGGUCUGUGUGACUGGUGCAAAUAGUGAGGCUGAAGCUGCAAAAGUUGCGCGUUCAGUUGCAUCAUCUUCACUUGUAAAGGCUGCUAUAUAUGGUAGAGACCCCAAUUGGGGACGCAUUGCUGCUGCAGCUGGUUACUCGGGGGUUUCAUUCCAUCAAGAUUUACUUAGGGUAGAGCUGGGGGAUAUUUUACUAAUGGAUGGCGGGGAACCACAAUUAUUUGACCGGCACGCGGCUAGUAGUUAUCUUAGAAAGGCUGGGGAGACUCACGACACGGUUAAAAUUCAGAUAUCAGUUGGCAAUGGACCAGGACGUGGACAAGCAUGGGGAUGUGAUUUAAGCUACGAUUAUGUUAAAAUAAAUGCUGAGUACACAACAUAGGCAAAAGGAAACCUCACACGUACAUUGGCAUAGUGAUGGGGAUUGGAUUAUGAUCUAAUUAGAUAUUAUUCAGGAUUUCAAUUUUGAUUUCAUAUUUAGGGAUGUUAUUUUGAAUUUAUGGUAAUUAGUCUGCAUUAUCUUAUUCAGGAUUUGGUUGGAAUUUGAUUUACCUUUAUCUUUAUCUUAUGUUUAGGAAUUUCAUCUUUACUUUUGUUGUUUCAUGAACAAACUCUCAUAAGCAUAGUACUCUGCAAUCUGCACUUAUAGUAGUACUCGAGCUUCCUUAUUCACCUCA